Messenger RNA from Anguilla rostrata (American eel), 2215 nucleotides. It is a transcript of the gene ccnj, whose product is annotated as cyclin J. Gene Ontology annotation, molecular function: cyclin-dependent protein serine/threonine kinase regulator activity. Gene Ontology annotation, cellular component: cytoplasm; nucleus; cyclin-dependent protein kinase holoenzyme complex. The transcript has 5 exons. NCBI's taxonomy places the organism in Eukaryota, Metazoa, Chordata, Actinopteri, Anguilliformes, Anguillidae. The record is from RefSeq and is a predicted model, not a curated record. The coding region runs from base 419 to 1306 and encodes 295 amino acids. Gene Ontology annotation, biological process: mitotic cell cycle phase transition; regulation of cyclin-dependent protein serine/threonine kinase activity.
AGGAGGAUCCAAACCGCAAAACCAAUAGGAGGUUGUUUGCUAGUUUAAUCAAAGUGGUUUCACUGGCGCAUGUCAAGCGACAGCCAUCCUAAAUUGGCAUCGAAUUGGUGCAAAAUAACUGAAAUGGUCUAUUAACUCGAACACGCCAGUAUCUGAACUUAAGCAUCUUUAGAAUGAGUCGUGUACAGAUCCCUGCUACGCAUGACUUUUAGAAGAAAUACAUCAAUUAUUAUCAUAUUUUCGGUUGCAGGCAAGCCCAACACUUUCUAAUGGAGCUAGAGGUGGAGUGGUGGAAAGGCCAACUUGCCGGAGACAUAUACCAAGCUCUUCGCUACAAAAUCUAAUUGCCAUUGUGAGUAAUCGCUUCAGGCUUUGCCCCACGGCAAGGCACCUGGCUGUCUACCUGCUGGACCUGGUCAUGGAUCGCUAUGAUAUCUCUGUGCAGCAGCUGCACGUGGUUGCCCUCUCCUGCCUGCUUCUUGCCAGUAAGUUUGAAGAAAGGGAGGAUCGUGUCCCUAAGCUGGACAUGCUCAACAGCCUGGACUGCAUGAGCUCCAUGAAUCUUGUGCUGACCAAGCAGAGCCUGCUGCACAUGGAGCUUCUCCUGCUGGAGACCUUUCAGUGGAACCUGUACCUGCCCACCGCCGCCCACUUCAUCGAGUACUACCUGUCCAUUACCGUCCAGGAGUCCGACCUGCACGGCGGCUGGCCGGUGGCCAGCCUGGAGAAGACAAGCCUGUAUGUGGCCAAGUACGCCGACUACUUCCUGGAGGUGUCACUCCAAGACCAGGUGUUCCUGAGCUACGCCCCGUCGCUGGUGGCUGCAGCGUGCGUGGCUUCCUCUCGGGUCGUCCUGCGCCUGUCCCCCACCUGGCCGUCCCGUCUCCAGCGCCUCACGGUGUACUCCUGGGAUCACCUGUCAGCCUGCGCUGAGCGCCUCCUCAUUGCCCAUGACAACGAUGUGAAAGAGGCCAACAGGCAGAAACACCAGCAGCCCAGCCCCCAGCCCAGCCAGACGCUGUUCCCCGUGCAGGGACAGGUGUCCACCGUGCCCCAUUACCUGCCCCGCCCCGCCCAGCACUUCCCCCAGCAGCCCUGUCAGCCCGUACCUGGCUCCACUCACAGCUCUGCUCCGUUUAUGCCCCACCCCAACACGCAGCAGUCAGGCGCCCAAUCGCAUGGCCACCUUCAGCCUGUUGGCCACGCCCAUCCCGCCCCUCUGGAUGCCAAACCUAGCGUCCCCUUUAACAGGGGCUACCAGGUUAACACACACUACACCUGUGCUCCCCCCUGCUUUGACCGGUGAUCAUGGGAGCUCAUCACAAAAGCAGUUGUGCCUGUUUAGGGUGGGGGUGGGGUGUAGGGUAGGGUAGGGUGGGGUGGGAUGGUAGAAUCUGAAGAGGAAAAGCAUCUUUAUUUUUUCUUAAGUCUUUUUUUUCUUGGGAAUGGGGCAGGCAAACUGAGCCUAAGAGCAGUGUUAAUCUUCAAACUGUUUUUAAUUUAAAAAGUACUGAAGAAAAUAUAUGAAAAAUAUCAGGAGUUCAGCACUGUAUUGUAAAAUAAGGUUUAAGUUUACAAAUUUUGUGCAAUAUAAUUACUUGGAUAUGUAAUGUAAUUUUUGUUCGCUUUCUUAUAGAACCUGUUUUUGCUUUCCUGUUUUUUUCUUGGGAAUACAUUUCAAAGAAGGCACACUCAUCGAAUAACAGAUGAAGGUGGGGUGCCAUAUGUAUCGUUUAACAAAGCACCUGUGUCCAGCCCAGUAUUUCUUAAAAGCACAGCUACCUCGUGAAUGUUGAAUGUAAAUUAGUAUCUUUGAACUACUUAAAUUAUUAUUCUGAUACUUUAUAUUGGACUGUUUCAUUUGCAUUUAUUUUCUUCAUGAACCUGUGCUCAGUAUUUGUGGGAGACUUGUUUCAGCGUGUAUCUGAAGGAUGUUUUCCCAAUCUGUGAUAUGGCUGAUCAGGAGAUGCACAUUAGCAUUCCACAGUAUGCUACCUCAUUAAAUUCCCUAAGUAGCUCCUAGCGCCUUGGUUAUUUGGCAGUAUUGUUUUCAUCUCAGUAAAUGUUUUUUUUAUUUUAUAUGAUUGUUCUGCAUUUAGAACGCUGUAAUUGCUGUAUGAAUAUUUCACAUCUGCAUGUGAAUUUACAAUGAGUGCUGUGCACUUAAAAAAACAACCAUUUUAAAUAAAGGCAACUUGUGAGUUGUAUAUUCUUA